UUCAUUAGCUUCUUUUGCCAAGUUACCUUAGCUCGGGUGUUGUUCUUGAUAGUUUCCGUGUUUGUGAUGUUUCGUGCGGCGCUAAUUGCUGUUUAACCUGGAAAUGCCCUCCAGCUGUUUGACGUAAUAAACCAAUAUUGGCCUCGUCCUUGUUGUAGAAAAUGCUCUUUAAAUGCAUGCAGAAGUCCUCCAAUUGAAUAACUAUAGAGCAUAUGUUUAUUUUGUUAUGAAAAGUUUUAAGCUCGGCCUUAGCUAAGAAUGACGACUGUACAUGGUUAGACUUUGUUCUGUGGAGAUGCCGGUGCCAUUACAACUCACUUUCAGCUCGGAAUAGAUGGUUAUGGGUGCUCCUUUUAGUGAUAACCUGCAAUGAGAAUCUUGUGUGGAUUGUGGAGUCCUCUUACAAGAGCAUAAUAAGACAUGGGCAAAGCUUCAAGGGACAAAAGGGAUAUCUACUAUCGGAAAGCAAAAGAAGAAGGUUGGCGCGCUCGAAGUGCUUUUAAACUUCUUCAAAUAGACGAGGAGUUCAAUAUAUUUGAGGGAGUGAAACGUGUAGUAGAUUUAUGUGCUGCUCCUGGUAGUUGGAGUCAGGUUUUAAGUCGUAAAUUGUAUCUUCCUGCGAAGCUUUCACCUGAUGCUAGGGAAGGUGAUCUUCCUCUUAUAGUCGCAAUUGAUCUACAGCCUAUGGCUCCAAUUGAGGGAGUUAUCCAAGUACAGGGUGACAUAACAAAUGCCCGAACAGCUGAAGUGGUAAUCAGACAUUUUGACGGUUGCAAGGCUGACCUGGUAGUCUGCGACGGCGCUCCUGAUGUCACUGGUCUUCAUGACAUGGAUGAGUUUGUUCAGUCUCAACUAAUUUUAGCUGGACUAACUAUUGUUACUCAUGUACUAAAAGAAGGUGGAAAGUUUAUCGCAAAAAUAUUUCGUGGGAAAGACACGAGUCUUCUUUAUUGCCAGCUGAAGUUAUUCUUCCCUAUUGUGACAUUUGCAAAGCCAAAAAGCAGUCGCAAUUCCAGCAUCGAGGCAUUUGCUGUUUGUGAGAACUAUUCUCCCCCGGAAGGAUUUAAUCCAAAGGACUUGCAUCACCUUUUAGAAAAGAUUGGGAGUCCAUCUGGAGUUGAUGACCUAGAUUGCAGUAGUGGAUGGUUGGAGGGACCAAACAAGGUGUACAUUCCAUUUCUAGCCUGUGGCGACCUCAGUGGCUAUGACUCCGACCGAUCGUACCCGCUCCCUAAAGCACCUGACGGGACUUACAGGAGCCUCGAUCCUGUGCAACCCCCGAUUGCCCCUCCUUACAAGAGAGCUCUGGAGUUGAAGAAAGCCUCUUGUCAUGGAGUUCAAGAACUCGAAAAGCUAUCCUUGGAUUCCUGAUUCUUGCCAUUGAAUGUUACCUCAAUUUCACAGACCUAGAAGAGGUUUAAUGUGUACGUCGGUCAACAUGUUAUUGAAUGAUGGACAUGAGUGCUUUGUACAUUUAAGGCCCCUUUUCUCACAAGGAGCACUAAGCAAUCUCUCCAAUGUUUGCUGUGUAGAACACGCAAAGAGACUGUCCCUCUUUUUGUUUUCUCUGUCUGAGAGAGGUUAGGAGUGGCCAAGAACUUGUGCAGACGCAUUUAAGCGCAGUCAAAAAGGUUGAGAGAGAGCUGUUGCCGAGAAGGACAAUUGGUCACGCUUUAGAAUUGCAUGUGGUACUUACAAUACUUUUCUUUGAAUAUAUGCCCGCAAAAAGAACGAUCCUAGUGGCUAAAUGGGCCAAUCGA
Rhodamnia argentea is the source of this 1760-nucleotide messenger RNA. Its product is annotated as putative tRNA (cytidine(32)/guanosine(34)-2'-O)-methyltransferase. The coding region runs from base 421 to 1371 and encodes 316 amino acids. The transcript is spliced from 13 exons. Gene Ontology annotation, biological process: tRNA methylation; cytoplasmic translation. Gene Ontology annotation, cellular component: cytoplasm. The record is from RefSeq and is a predicted model, not a curated record. NCBI's taxonomy places the organism in Eukaryota, Viridiplantae, Streptophyta, Magnoliopsida, Myrtales, Myrtaceae. Gene Ontology annotation, molecular function: tRNA methyltransferase activity.